Messenger RNA from Cyphellophora europaea CBS 101466, 1383 nucleotides. Its product is annotated as isocitrate dehydrogenase [NADP], mitochondrial. The transcript is spliced from 2 exons. NCBI's taxonomy places the organism in Eukaryota, Fungi, Ascomycota, Eurotiomycetes, Chaetothyriales, Cyphellophoraceae. Bases 1 to 1383 code for a protein of 460 amino acids. Gene Ontology annotation, molecular function: NAD binding; isocitrate dehydrogenase (NADP+) activity; magnesium ion binding. The record is from RefSeq and is a predicted model, not a curated record. Gene Ontology annotation, cellular component: mitochondrion. Gene Ontology annotation, biological process: isocitrate metabolic process.
AUGGCCUCACAAACCAGCUCGCGCCUCGCCGCAGAGAGCGCUCGCAUAUAUGCCUCCCCAAGCUCCUCCUCAAACACCGGCAGCGGCAGUCAGCAACAGACCCGCAAUGCCUCCAGCAGUGCUUCUGAGAGCCGCACAAAAAUCAAAGUCAAGAACCCUGUCGUCGAACUGGACGGCGACGAAAUGACCCGCAUUAUCUGGGCCGACAUCAAAGAGAAAUUUAUCUUCCCAUACCUCGAUAUCGACCUCAAGUACUACGAUCUUGGACUGCCUUACCGCGACGAGACCGACGACCAAGUCACGGUUGACGCCGCCAAUGCGAUCUUGAAGCACUCGGUCGGCGUCAAGUGCGCGACCAUCACGCCCGACGAGGCGCGCGUGAAAGAAUUCAACCUCAAGAAGAUGUGGCUCUCACCUAACGGCACAAUCCGUAACAUCCUCGGCGGCACCGUGUUCCGCGAGCCGAUUGUAAUUCCACGCAUACCGCGCCUGGUGCCUGGCUGGACGAAUCCCAUUGUUAUCGGACGCCACGCCUUCGGUGACCAGUACCGGGCCAAGGACAUCGUGGUGCGCGAGGCUGGCACUCUGCAGAUGACCUUCCACCCGGCGUCCGGCGGGCCGGCGCAAAAGAUCGAUGUCUACAGCUUCAACAUGAAGGGUGGCGUUGCGCAAACGCAGUACAACACCGACGACUCCAUCCGUGGGUUCGCGCACGCCAGCUUCAAGUUUGCGCUCGAACGCGGCUUCCCGCUGUACAUGAGCACGAAAAACACCAUCCUCAAAGCCUACGAUGGCCGAUUCAAGGACAUUUUCGAGGAGAUCUACGAAGCCGAAUACAAGUCCCAAUUCGAGGAGAAGAAGAUCUGGUACGAGCACCGGCUCAUCGACGACAUGGUGGCACAGAUGAUCAAGUCCGAAGGCGGCUUCGUCAUCGCCAUGAAGAACUACGACGGAGACGUGCAGAGCGACAUCGUCGCGCAAGGCUUCGGCUCCCUGGGUCUCAUGACCUCGCAGCUCAUCACGCCCGACGGCCUGACGUACGAGAGCGAGGCCGCGCACGGCACCGUCACGCGCCACUACCGCGAGCACCAGAAAGGUCGGGAGACGAGCACCAACCCCAUCGCCAGCAUCUUCGCGUGGACGAGAGGGCUGGUGAAGCGCGGCAACCUGGACGAAACGCCCGAGCUGGUCACGUGGGCCGAGAGUCUCGAGCGCGCCGUCGUCCAGACCGUCGAUGAGGAUGCCAUCAUGACCAAGGAUCUGGCCCUGGCGUGUGGCAAGAAGGAGCGCGAGGCAUGGGUCACGACCAGCGAGUUCAUGCAGGCCAUUGAGCGCCGCUUCAAGAAGAAUUUGGCGGCCGAGGGGCUGGAGAAGAACACUUGA